AUGGCCCCUAAACUGGAGCGUUGCAUGACCGUGCGAGGAUACAUCGCGGUGGGCGACGACAUCCUUCAUAUAAAAAACGUCCUCAACGGGCCGCAGAGGAGCUUCAUUCCGGUCACAGGGGGUUACAUCAGGGGCGUGGGUCCAGCGGAAGGGCUUGAGGCAGAGAUCAGUCCGGCGUCCUCGGAUGGUGUUCUGAUGAACCCCUCCACCAACACCGCGCAUCUUAAUGUCCGAGUCGGAGCGCGCUCAUCUACCGGAGCGGCCAUCUUUGUCCAAUACCAGGGCAUAAUUAAAGUCAACGAGGCGGGGGGCAAAGUCCUUUCCGGUGCAUCAGAUGCCAAAUCCACAGAGUAUGGAGAGCAGGAAUGGUUCAUUUCACCGCUCAUUGAGAGGAGCGACGAACGGUUGAAGUGGAUGGAGGAAUCGGUGUGGGUUGGACAGGGACACUGGGUCGUUGAUGAGCAGGGCAGUGCCGUUGAAUACCAGGUGUAUAGGCUAGUGAAUUGA
Messenger RNA from Cladophialophora yegresii CBS 114405, 507 nucleotides. RefSeq lists its product as uncharacterized. The record is from RefSeq and is a predicted model, not a curated record. The transcript has 2 exons. Lineage: Eukaryota; Fungi; Ascomycota; Eurotiomycetes; Chaetothyriales; Herpotrichiellaceae. The coding region runs from base 1 to 507 and encodes 168 amino acids.